Perca fluviatilis (European perch) is the source of this 1192-nucleotide messenger RNA. RefSeq lists its product as uncharacterized. The record is from RefSeq and is a predicted model, not a curated record. Lineage: Eukaryota; Metazoa; Chordata; Actinopteri; Perciformes; Percidae. Bases 20 to 1192 code for a protein of 390 amino acids. The transcript has 6 exons.
CCGACACGACCAUCAGCUGAUGUGUGUUCUGAACAUUCAGAGGACACCAUACACAGGUUCCAAAAUGUUAACCAGGUGGUUAACGUUCACAGCUUUUUUGGCCGCUUCAGCGAAUCCAGAAAGAGCAGGUAUUGGCCGGGCCGCUGCGGCCGUCGCACCUACCCGCGGGGUCAAAGGUCGUCCAGGGGAAGAGCUGACGUUAAACUGUGGAGACGGAACCGACGCAGGUGAGGUGCAGUACUGGCACACCCCCUUUGGAGACGUCCAGCCCUCGGGGUUCCACAGCGAACUGGACCCUGUGUUCAUGCACCCUGACGGGAGCUUGGCGCUCCCCAACAGCAGCGUGCUACACAGCGGCCUGUACUACUGCCUCCUGCAGCACGCAGAGGGAGCUACGCUGUGGCCGUACCAGCUUCAUGUCGGCCCCGAGGACCUAGAGCGCCCCGAGUAUAGGCAGGGUGAUGCGUUCAGGUUCGGGAGGGAUGUCGGGUCCGUGGAGGAGAGGCAGGCAGCAGAUGUUUCCGAGGGGCAGUUUGCAGCAGCGGUAGCGGCAUCGGUGCUGCUGACGUUUGUGCUGGGCUUCAGCGCCGGAGCUCUGGCCAGGACUCAUGUUCUCAGGUGUUUAGGGGCGGUCGCUACUAGGUUACGAUCGCCACGGAAACGAUGCCAAACUGACAAGCGGGACCACGGCAGCACUGGGGUCACCGUGACAACCCUGUCGGCCACGCACGGCGCCGAUCAGGCCUUCGAGAUGGCAACCACCACCACACCCCCCCCCAACAAACCUCAGAGAAGCUUCCGGCAGAAACGACAGGAGGAGACCACGGCCGACCUGGAGGGAUGUGACCACGGGAAAGACGGAGAGAAGGAGAAAACGGAGGAGGGAGGGAGAGGUCUGACGGAAAUGAACAAAGGGUGUGAGGUGGAGGAAGAGGAGGGAAGAGAGUUCAGAGGUUUUGAUCUAUCAGGGGUGGAUGGAGGGAGUCAAACGGGAAGAGGAAAUGGAAAGGAGCGCAGUGAGAAAGAUGGGAGAGAAAGCACGGAGGAAAAGAAAGAAUGGAGGCAGGCAGAGGUGGAGGAGGUGGAUGAGAAUAGGAGCAAGGAGGAUGGAGAAGAGAGUAAAAGUUUCAGCGACAAUCAGCUGAUACAAUACAGCAGAUGGCACUUCACCAACUUUAUCAAUCUGAUUUAA